AUGUGUGGGUUGACGACAUGCAGCUCUUUCUUCGGUGUGACUCUAAGGACGGAGUAUCCCUUUUCGAUCACACGUCCGGUGUCUCUCCUGCACCUGCUGCCACUGCUGACAGUACGGUUCGCUCGCAGUGGACCACUCGUGAUGCUGUUGCUCGCCCAGCUGUUCGUAGUCACCUGCCGUCUGCUGAGCGCGGCGCACUUUGGCCAGUACAAGACUGCUAAGUCUUUGUAUGACGCUGUCGUAGCGCGCUACUCCUCCCCUGCCACUGCUGCCCUCAGCCGCCUCAUGCUUCCGUACCUGUUCCCUGACCUUGCCGCCUUUGCUACAGUCGCUGACCUCAUUACUCACCUCCGCACUAGUGACGCCCGCUACCGCGCUGCGCUUCCCACUGAGUUCUUCAGGGACCACUUUCUCUCCCUUUGCCCCACCGAGCUCACCGUCGACCUGCUAGAGGAGCGCCUCACUGCAGCUGAGAAGAGUAUCGUUGCUGUAGGUGCUUCUCGCGGCGACCCUCGUGCCCCUUUCUUUGAGGGGUGUUCCCCUGUCCCCCUUCUCCCCUCUGUUGCUUCUGCUGGUGCUGUCGACCUCGUUGGCACUGAGGAGGUCGGGGCUGCGUCUGCUCCUAGUGGGAGGCGCCGCAACAGCAAGGGCAAGGGGGGCAAGGGUGGUGGAGGGGACGGUGGGGGCGGCGGUGGAGGCGGUGGAGGAGGCGGAGGGGGUGGCGGUGGAGGUGGGGGUGGUGGUGGGAGUAGGGGCUUCGGUGGCGACGGUGGGGGUGGUGGAGGCAGCGGCAGCGGCGGUGGAGCGGCAGCGGUGGUGGAGGUGGUGGCGGCGGUGGUGCUGGUCGAGGUGGAGCCGCACAGCGUGGAGGCUUUGGUGGUAGCCAGCGCCAGCAGCAGCCGCGUUCCCGUGAGACCCCGUCGGCCUAGCAGCUUCGUGAGUGGUACGCUGGGCGUGGGAGGUCUGGGGGUGCUGUUUCCUGACGAUGUUGAGCUCCCUCGCUGGGGUGAUCUGCUUAAGCAGAAUGUGGCUAUCUUUGAUCUUGAUUUCGAUGCUAUCCUUGCUGCCAUGUAUGCUGUGACUGAUAGUGCUGAGGGUGACUGUUACCUGUGUGUACCGCCCGACCCGGGCAUUGAGGCUGCUGCUCUAGGUGCUAGUGAGUCUGCUGCUCCAGGUGCUGGUGAGUCUGCUCUCUUUGGUACUGCACCUACUGAGGCCUUGCACACUUUCACACUUGACUGCGGUGCUUCGCGCUCUUUCUUUCGCGAUAGCACCACACUCACGCCGCUCAAUCGGCCGGUCGCAGUCUCCCUGGCUGACCCCUCUGGGGGUCCAGUCCUUGCUCACUCCUCCACGGUUUUACCGUGUCCUGCAGCCCCGUCAGGCUUGCUGUCGGGACUCCACCUCCCCUCGUUCUCUACGAACCUGGUGAGUGGAGCUGACCUCCAGGACGUGUGGGUUGACCAGUUCACCCCUGGAGGUCAGCGUGUGACCCACUGCACUUGCUCUCGGACGGGCCGCCACCUGGCCACGUUCACCCGUCGGCCUGGGUCGAGUCUGUACACACUGACUACUGCGUCUCCUCCGGUUGCUGCGUCUGGUCAGGUAGCCGCGUCUGGUCAGGUAUUUGCUGCUGCGUCCAGGUCUAGUCCGGCGUCUGCCCCCUGCUCGUGUCGUCCUCUGUCACACCAGACUCUCCUUUGGCACCACCGCCUUGGUCACCCCUCCCUGCCUCGUCUUCGAGGUAUGGCCUCCCGUACCCUUGUCUCUGGUCUCCCCCGGUCCCUCCCUCCCCUUCCUCCGGGGCCUGCGCCUACCUGUGUUCCUUGUGUCGAGGGCCGGCAGCACGCCGCUCCUCACUCCUCCGAGUUCCCUCCGACAGAGGCUCCCCUGCAGACUCUCCACAUGGACGUGUGGGGCCCAGCCUGUGUCCGUGGACAGGGUCACGAGCGUUACUUCCUACUGGUCGUUGACGACUACUCGUGUUACACCACAGUCUUCCCCUUGCGCCGCAAGGGUGAGGUCACUGAGGUGUUGAUCGACUGGAUCCGCGGUGCCCAUCGCCAGCUCAGCGAGAGUUUCGGCUCGGACCUUCCUGUUCUGCGUCUGCACUCAGACAGAGGUGGUGAGUUUUCCUCCGACCUUCUGAGGGCUUUCUAUCGUGCGGAGGGAAUCCGCCAGACGUUCACGCUUCCGGCCUCCCCACAGCAAAAUGGGAUUGCUGAGCGCCGCAUUGGCAUGGUCGUGGACGUCGCUCGUACGUCCAUGAUCCAUGCGGCUGCUCCCCAUUUUCUGUGGCCGUUCGCGGUUCAGUACUUUGCGCAUCAGAUCAACCUUUAG
Closterium sp. Naga37s-1 is the source of this 2340-nucleotide messenger RNA. NCBI's taxonomy places the organism in Eukaryota, Viridiplantae, Streptophyta, Zygnematophyceae, Desmidiales, Closteriaceae. The record is from the annotation of a GenBank genome assembly.